AUGGAGAAGAGUGUGAUGAUGAGUAAAAGAGAUGUGAUCGUAUGCAGAGGAAUAUGGUAUGUAAUGGUUCUGCUCUCGGUCUUGGGCCUCUUCAUAUCACUCAAUCUUCUGUGGCCACCUGGAGGAAAGUCAUCGUCAUCGUCUCGGUUCCUCAGGGACGGUGCGGUGAGUGCCACAACAUUCUACGCAGUGACGCUACUCAGGUAUCUCUUCUUCACCGAGUCUCCCUCCUCCACUAAUAAUUGGUACAAGGAUUUUACUACAGUGAAAGAAAGGAUUCCUCAGCUUGUCUUUGCGGAACUUGCCCUGUUAGCUUCGGCUAUGUCGGCGCCAAUAUGUUCAUCUAUUUUGCAUGAUAGACAAGUGUCGUUUGUGUUGUACUUGUCCUUGUUCACCAUGUCGUUGUUGACCGGAGGGAUAGGGCUGAUUCAGCUAUCGGAUAAGCUUAGGAUGGAGAUGAGACAUGCCUAUCUCACUCUUUUCUCCUGUUGUUUUCCAUUGCUUCUCUGUUCGACUGAAGUUUUUGGGUUCAUGUUCAUUGAGAUCCUUGCGCAUAAUCUCGGGUGGGCAAGGGGCUCGUGUACGUCCUCAGUUUCCCCUCUUCCUGCUUAA
Molecule: messenger RNA, 612 nt
Organism: Eutrema salsugineum
Lineage: Eukaryota; Viridiplantae; Streptophyta; Magnoliopsida; Brassicales; Brassicaceae
Exons: 2
Coding region: 1-612 (203 amino acids)
Source: RefSeq, a predicted model, not a curated record